Galendromus occidentalis (western predatory mite) is the source of this 1250-nucleotide messenger RNA. RefSeq names its product citramalyl-CoA lyase, mitochondrial. Gene Ontology annotation, molecular function: (S)-citramalyl-CoA lyase activity. The record is from RefSeq and is a predicted model, not a curated record. Gene Ontology annotation, biological process: regulation of cobalamin catabolic process. Lineage: Eukaryota; Metazoa; Arthropoda; Arachnida; Mesostigmata; Phytoseiidae. Bases 57 to 1118 code for a protein of 353 amino acids. The transcript has 6 exons.
ACUGACUGAGCCGCCUGUGGAGAACGUCAUAGGCCCCGAACGUCUCUUUGGGCGAAAUGUUUUCUCGUUUAUUCGGGUCCCGGUUGACUCCGAUCGUUCGGCAGCAAUUCCGAUGCAAAAGCAGUGCUACACCGGCUGAACCAUAUUUUCGGAAAUUUGUCCCGCGUCGAGCUUGUCUCUAUGUUCCCGGGAGCGAUGUUGCCAAGAUUGAAAAAGUUCGGAAUCUCGAUGUCGACGCUCUCAUCCUCGACUGUGAAGACGGGGUGGCAGCCACCGCCAAGGACCAAGCGCGGGAUGCUAUCAAGCAGGCUCUCGAUACCAUGGAGUUUGGUCGAGCGGACGUUGGUGUCCGGAUAAACAGCGUCGACUCCGGUAUGGCUGAAGUCGAUUUCGACCACAUCUUCGACUCUAAAAGACUACCGAGCACGGUCUACCUGCCCAAAAUCGAAAGCACCGAGCAUGUGACCUGGCUGGUCGAUCACGUGAACAAGCGUCUUCUCGAGACCGAGGAAGACUCACGGAAGAUCCUCAAUCUCGUGCUGUACAUUGAAUCUGCAAUCGGACUGAUAAACCUGAAAGAAAUUUUGCAACAUGCGGCGGAAUUAUCAGAAAUGAGUCGUGCCGUAAUCGACGCUGUCGUAUUCGGUUCGGACGAUUUCACUGCCAGCAUCGGCGCGCAACGCACGAAAGAUGCUCAAGAGGUUCUAGUCGCGAGACAACAGAUAGUCCUGAUGUGCAAGGCAUUCAAAGUUCAACCGAUCGAUAUGGUUUACAUCGACUACAAAGAUUCUGAGGGCCUCCGGAAGCAAGCUCUAGAGGGUGUUAAAUUGGGAUUCACUGGGAAACAAGUGAUCCACCCGUCUCAAGUUCCAGUCGUGCAAGAAGCUUUCUCUCCACGCAAGGAGAAGAUCGAAUGGGCUAAAGACCUCAUCAAAGAAUUCAAAACCCACGUCGAGAGCGGCAAAGGCGCAUUCAACUUCAGGGGAUCCAUGAUCGACAUGCCGACCGUCUUACAGGCCAAGAACAUCCUUGAGUUCGACUACGUGAUCCGGGGUGAAGAGCUCCCCGACAAGUAUAAAGUUGAUCCUAAUACGGAUGAUGUAGUCAAAGAUGAUUAGGUAGGCACCGAGCGCUCCAGGUGGAGCGGAAUCAAGGGACUGUACAAAAUAGUUAUUGCUUCUUAGGUACGUUGUCAAUCUUCCUGAGAGAAAUAAAGAUGAGCGGAGAAAUGAAUUUCUUCUGAGACCGGA